Molecule: messenger RNA, 6197 nt
Organism: Budorcas taxicolor (takin)
Lineage: Eukaryota; Metazoa; Chordata; Mammalia; Artiodactyla; Bovidae
Gene: ADAMTS9
Product: ADAM metallopeptidase with thrombospondin type 1 motif 9
Exons: 40
Coding region: 1-5814 (1937 amino acids)
Biological process (GO): proteolysis; extracellular matrix organization
Cellular component (GO): extracellular matrix
Molecular function (GO): metalloendopeptidase activity; zinc ion binding
Source: RefSeq, a predicted model, not a curated record
AUGCAGUUUGUAUCCUGGGCCACACUGCUAACGCUCCUGGUGCGAGACCUGGCCGAGAUGGGGAGCCCAGAUGCCGCGGCGGCCGUGCGCAAGGACAGGCUGCACCCGAGGCAAGUGAAAUUAUUAGAGACCCUGAGCGAAUACGAAAUUGCAUCUCCCGUCCGAGUGAACGCUCUCGGAGAACCCUUUCCCACGAACGUACACUUCAAAAGAAGGCGACGAAGCAUUAACUCUGCCUCUGACCCCUGGCCUGGCUUCGCCUCCUCCUCUUCCUCCGCUACCUCCUCCCAGGAGCAUUACCGCCUCUCCGCCUUUGGCCAGCAAUUUCUAUUUAAUCUCACCGCCCAUGCUGGAUUUAUCGCCCCAAUGUUCACUGUCACCCUCCUUGGGGCACCCGGGGUGAACCAGACUAAGUUUUAUUCCGAGGAGGAAGCGGAACUCAAGCACUGUUUCUACAAAGGCCAUGUCAAUACCAAGUCAGAGCACACGGCCGUCAUCAGCCUGUGCUCGGGAAUGCUGGGCACAUUUCGGUCCCAUGAUGGAGAUUAUUUUAUUGAACCACUACUGUCCAUUGAUGAACAAGAAGAUGAAGAGGCCCAAAACAAACCCCACAUUAUCUAUAGGCACAGCACCCGCCACAGAGAGCCAGCGACAGGACAGCAUGCAUGUGACACCUCAGAACACAGAAAUAGUCACAGUAAGGACAAGAGGAAAACGAAGACAAGAAGAUGGAGAGGGAGGAGUAGCCUGGCUGAUGACAUGGCCGUGUUAAAUAGCAGCUUCACCACAAGCACGCUUCCUGCCAAUGGUAGCAAAACAGACAGCACAAGGGAAAAGGGGACCCACAGAAGAACAAAACGUUUUUUAUCCUAUCCACGGUUUGUAGAAGUGAUGGUGGUAGCAGACAACAGAAUGGUUUUAUACCAUGGAGCGAACCUUCAACAUUAUAUUUUAACUUUAAUGUCAAUUGUAGCCUCUAUCUAUAAAGACCCAAGUAUUGGAAAUUUAAUUAAUAUUGUUAUUGUGAACUUAGUUGUGAUUCAUAAUGAACAGGAAGGACCUUCCAUAUCUUUUAAUGCCCAGACAACAUUAAAAAACUUUUGCCAGUGGCAGCAUUCAAAGAACCAUCCAGGUGGAAUCCAGCAUGAUACAGCGGUUCUUGUAACGAGACAGGAUAUCUGCAGAGCCCAUGACAAAUGCGAUACAUUAGGUCUGGCUGAACUGGGAACCAUCUGUGAUCCAUACAGAAGCUGCUCUAUCAGUGAAGAUAGUGGACUGAGUACAGCUUUCACAAUAGCCCAUGAACUGGGCCAUGUGUUCAACAUGCCUCAUGAUGACAACAAUAAGUGCAAAGAAGAAGGAAUCAAGAGCCCCCAGCACGUCAUGGCCCCAACGUUGAACUUCAACACCAACCCCUGGAUGUGGUCAAAGUGUAGUCGAAAAUAUAUCACUGAAUUUUUAGACACUGGUUACGGUGAAUGUUUGCUUAACGAACCUGAAUACAGACCCUAUCCUUUGCCUCAUCAACUGCCAGGCCUCCUCUACAACGUGAAUAAACAAUGUGAAUUGAUUUUUGGACCAGGUUCUCAGGUGUGCCCAUAUAUGAUGCAGUGUAGACGGCUCUGGUGCAAUAACGUGGAUGGAGCGCACAAAGGCUGCCGAACUCAGCACACGCCCUGGGCUGAUGGGACCGAGUGUGAUGAGCCUGGAAAGCACUGCAAGUUUGGAUUUUGUGUUCCCAAAGAAAUGGAGGUCCCUGUGACUGAUGGAUCCUGGGGAAGUUGGAGUCACUUUGGAACCUGCUCAAGAACAUGUGGAGGGGGCAUCAAAACAGCCAUUCGCGAGUGCAACAGACCAGAGCCCAGAAAUGGUGGCAAGUAUUGUGUAGGGCGCAGAAUGAAAUUUAAGUCCUGCAACACAGAGCUGUGUCCGAAGCAGAAGCGAGACUUCCGAGACGAACAGUGUGCUCACUUUGAUGGAAAGCAUUUCAACAUCAACGGUCUGCAUCCGAACGUGCGCUGGGUCCCAAAAUACAGUGGAAUUUUGAUGAAGGACCGCUGCAAGCUGUUCUGCAGGGUGGCAGGGAGCACAGCCUACUAUCAGCUCCGUGACAGAGUGAUAGAUGGAACGCCGUGUGGCCAGGACACCAAUGACAUCUGUGUCCAAGGCCUGUGCCGGCAAGCUGGAUGCGAUCAUGUUUUAAACUCAAAAGCCCGGAGAGAUAAAUGUGGGGUUUGUGGUGGCGAUAAUUCUUCGUGCAAAACGGUGGCAGGAACAUUUAACACAGUACAUUAUGGUUACAACGUUGUGGUCCUAAUUCCAGCUGGUGCUACCAACAUCGAUGUGCGGCAGCACAGUUUCUCAGGGAAAUCAGAGGAUGAUAACUACUUAGCUUUAUCAAGCAGUAAAGGUGAAUUCUUGCUCAAUGGAGACUUUGUUGUCACAAUGUCCAAAAGGGAAAUCCGUAUUGGGAAUGCUGUGAUAGAAUACAGCGGGUCCGACAACGUUGUGGAGAGAAUCAACUCCACAGGUCGCAUUGAACAAGAACUUCUGCUUCAGGUAUUGUCGGUGGGAAAGUUAUACAACCCCGAUGUGCGCUAUUCUUUCAAUAUUCCUAUUGAAGACAAACCCCAGCAGUUUUACUGGAACAGUCAUGGACCCUGGCAAGCAUGCAGCAAACCCUGCCAAGGGGAGCGGAAACGAAAACCUAUUUGCACCAGGGAAUCUGAUCAGCUUACAGUUUCUGAUCAAAGAUGUGAUCGACUGCCUCAGCCGGCACCCAUUACUGAACCUUGUGGCACAGACUGUGACCUGAGGUGGCACGUGGCCAGCAGGAGUGAAUGUAGUGCCCAGUGUGGUUUAGGUUACCGCACAUUAGACAUCUACUGUGCCAAGUACAGCAGGCUAGAUGGGAAGACUGAGAAGGUUGAUGACAGCUUUUGCAGCAGUCACCCCAAACCAAGCAACCAGGAAAAAUGCUCAGGAGAAUGUAACACUGGUGGCUGGCGCUAUUCAGCUUGGACUGAAUGUUCUAAAAGCUGUGAUGGUGGAACCCAGAGAAGAAGGGCUAUUUGUGUCAACGCUCGUAAUGAUGUACUGGAUGACAGCAAAUGCACUCAUCAGGAGAAAGUCACCAUUCAGAAGUGCAGUGAGUUCUCCUGUCCAGAGUGGAAAUCAGGAGACUGGUCAGAGUGCUUGGUCACCUGCGGAAAAGGGCAUAAGCACCGCCAGGUCUGGUGUCAGUUUGGCAAAGAUCGAUUAAACGAUAGAGUCUGUGACCCUGAGACCAAACCAACCUCCAUGCAGACCUGUCAGCAGCCAGAAUGUGCGUCCUGGCAGGCGGGUCCCUGGGGACAGUGCAGUGUCACUUGUGGACAAGGAUACCAGCUAAGAGCAGUGAAAUGUAUCAUUGGGACUUACAUGUCAGUGGUGGAUGACAAUGACUGCAAUGCAGCGACUCGACCAACUGAUACCCAGGACUGUGAAUUGCCAUCUUGUCAGCCUCCCCCAGCUGCCCCAGAAGCAAGGAGAAGCACACACAGUGCGCCAAGGACCCAGUGGCGGUUUGGGUCCUGGACUCCAUGCUCAGCCACUUGUGGGAAAGGUACCCGGAUGAGAUAUGUCAGCUGUCGGGAUGAGGACGGCUCUGUGGCUGAUGACAGUGCCUGUGCGACCCUGCCUAGACCAGUGGCAAAGGAGGAAUGUUCUGUGACUCCCUGUGGGCAAUGGAAGACUCUGGACUGGAACCCUUGCUCCGUGACAUGUGGGCAAGGUAGGACGACCCGGCAAGUGGUCUGUGUCAACUACAGUGACCACGUGAUCGAUCAAAGUGAGUGCGACCCAGAUUAUAUCCCAGAAACUGACCAGGACUGUUCCAUGUCACCAUGCCCUCAGUGGACCCCAGACACAGACCUUUCUCAGAACCCUUUCCUGAAUGAGGACUAUCACCCCAGGAGCAUCAGCCCUAGCCGCACCCACGUGCUCGGAGGAAAUCAGUGGAGGACAGGCCCCUGGGGAGCGUGUUCCAGUACCUGUGCUGGUGGGUCCCAGCGGCGUGUUGUUGUGUGUCAGGAUGAGAAUGGGUACACUGCCAACGACUGCGUGGAGAGAAUCAAACCCGAUGAGCACAGAGCCUGCGAAUCUGGCCCUUGCCCUCAGUGGGCUUAUGGCAGCUGGGGAGAGUGUACUAAGCUGUGUGGUGGAGGCUUGAGAACAAGGUUGGUGGUCUGUCAGAGGCCCAGCGGGGAACGAUUUCCGGAUCUGAGCUGUGAAAUUCUUGACAAGCCUCCAGAUCGAGAGCAAUGUAACACACACGCUUGUCCUCAAGAUGCUGCCUGGAGUGCUGGCCCUUGGAGUUCGUGUUCUGUCUCUUGUGGUCGAGGGCAUAAACAACGAAAUGUUUACUGCAUGGCAAAAGAUGGAAGCCAUUUAGAAAGUGAUUUCUGUAAACACCUUGCUAAGCCAAAUGGGCACAGAAAGUGCCGAGGAGGAAGAUGCCCCAAGUGGAAGGCUGGCGCCUGGAGUCAGUGCUCCGUGUCCUGCGGCCAAGGCGUGCGGCGGAGAAAUGUGGGCUGUCAGAUGGGAACGCACAAAACAGCCAGAGAGACCGAGUGCAACCCCUACACCCGACCGGAGUCGGAACGCGCCUGCCAAGCCCCGCCGUGUCCGCUCUACGCGUGGAGGGCAGAGGAAUGGCAAGAAUGCACCAAGACUUGUGGUGAAGGCUCCAGGUACCGGAAGGUGGUAUGUGUGGACGAGGACAGAGGUGGUGAGGUUCACGGCGUGCACUGUGGCAUGAGCACAAGGCCUGUGGACCGCGAGAGCUGUAGUCUGCAGCCCUGCGAGUAUGUCUGGAUCACAGGAGAAUGGUCAGAGUGCUCAGUGACCUGUGGAAAGGGCUACAAACAAAGGCUGGUCUCCUGUAGCGAGAUUUACACCGGGAAGGAGAAUUAUGAGUACAGCUACCAAACCACCAUCAACUGCCCAGGCAUGCAGCCGCCCAGCGUCCAGCCCUGCUUCCUGCGAGAGUGCCCUGUGUCGGCCACCUGGAGAGUGGGCAACUGGGGGAGUUGCUCCGUGUCGUGUGGCGUGGGAGUGAUGCAUAGGUCUGUGCAGUGUCUCACCAACGACGACCAGCCCAGCCACUUAUGCCCUGCUGACCUGAAGCCGGAAGAAAGGAAAACCUGCCACAAUAUUUAUAACUGCGAGUUGCCCCAGAACUGCAAGGAAGUGAAGAGGCUGAAAGGUGCCGGUGAAGAUGGGGAAUACUUCCUGGUCGUCACAGGAAAGCUCCUGAAGGUCUUCUGUGCAGGGAUGCACUCUGACCACCCCAAGGAGUACAUGACCCUGGUCCACGGCGACUCUGAGAAUUUCUCUGAGGUUUACGGGCACAGGUUGCACAACCCAACUGAAUGCCCCUACAAUGGGAGCCGACGUGAUGACUGUCAGUGUCGGAAGGACUACACAGCAGCUGGGUUCUCCAGCUUCCAGAAGGUCAGAAUAGAUCUGACCUCCAUGCAGAUCAUCACCACUGACUUACAAUUUGCCAGGACCAAUGAAGGACAUCCCGUCCCCUUUGCUACUGCUGGGGACUGCUACAGUGCCGCCAAGUGCCCACAGGGUCGUUUUAGCAUCAACCUUUACGGAACCGGUUUGUCUCUAACUGAAUCUGCCAGAUGGAUCUCCCAAGGGAAUUACGCCGUCUCUGACAUCAAGAAGUCCCCGGAUGGUACCCGGGUCGUUGGGAAAUGCGGUGGUUACUGUGGAAAAUGCGCUCCAUCCUCUGGCACUGGCCUGGAGAUUCGAGUUUUAUAGUUAAGGUGCUCAGAAGAGGAAGCCAUUAUGGGAUGGAUGAAGGAUAGUGAUGAAAUACCUCCACCUUAAAAUUUGUGUGUAUGUGUGUGUGUGUGUGUGUGUGUAUGAGAAUUUGUGGGCCUGUGUGUGUGUGUACAUAUGCAUAUAUAUAUACUUAUAUACACAUACAUAUGUAUAUGUGUGUGUGUAUAUAAAUGUGGAAUAACCUAAUGAUGUAAAGUUUAAUAUUUAUGUUUGAAAUUAUUUAUUGUGAUGUAAUAUUUUUGUACGUAAAAUGAUUCUAUUAUGACUGCCUUUCACAUUAUUUCGUCCCCUGCAGUCAGACCACUGCAUUUUACGUACUCUACAUUAUAUGUAGUACUACGACAAAAGUGAUCCUUUAU